Molecule: messenger RNA, 3090 nt
Organism: Penicillium malachiteum
Lineage: Eukaryota; Fungi; Ascomycota; Eurotiomycetes; Eurotiales; Aspergillaceae
Exons: 1
Coding region: 1-3090 (1029 amino acids)
Source: RefSeq, a predicted model, not a curated record
AUGGUACUCACUCCCGAGGUUGAAGGAACGAUCUACCAGAUGAUGGGAUAUGUCACUAUCAACCCUCUCUGCAUUCGCCGCUUGCUCUUCGACCCAGCAGUGACACCACUUUCACGGAUUCUUACCAUGAAAGCGCCAGUCACUUGCCCUUUUGUCAUAGAUCAAAAUGAAUGGAUCAUGCUCAGUCGUUUCCAGAACCCUCCCCGUCUCCAUGCCACUGCAGAUAACGAGUCGGAAACCACAGCGAUUUGGAAGGGCUUUGUGUUUCCUGAGCUUGGAAAAAUCGAUACAUAUUCUCCUCGGGACUUUACUGUCCCUCGACCGCCCGGCUCAGAGACUCCUUCGAAACACCCAGUCUUGCCCUCCCACAAAGCCACAGGAGGUGAUAAAUGGGUUUCACCAGGGACUGAUGCUUCGCUUUUCGAACCUGAGAAUAGAUCUCCUGCAGUCGGCAGUGAAAUUGUCCUGAAAUCAGAUUCUCGAGUGGCUCCAGAGGAGAAAAUAGGUCCAAAUUUCCGGACUAGAAGGAGAAGGAUUUUGGAACAAACUGCCGUGUCCAGGUCUGCUGUUAUUGAGCCAGAGACAACAUCUGCCCCGACACUUACUACCCUACCCGCCAUCAAGUCUCUUGAACAGUCAGAAGUCGAUUAUGGCGUGAAGAACUCUAUCAAAUCGGGCCCGACGUCUGGCAUUCUCUUGGAUAUCGCUCCUUUCUCUUCUCAAGAAAAGGCACCGUCGCAACAGACACCACAAGCUGCGAAACAGCUUGAUGAGUAUUCAACAAAAUCUGCGGGUGAUGAUGGUAAGGUUCAAUCAAGCUUCACAGCCUCAAUCAACGUUGGGUCGAGUUUAAAUGAGCUCAGUGGUUUGGAAUGGGAACGUGAGAAGGAAGAUAUACAGCUUCCUGUUUGUCCUGCCAAGCCACAGGUAGUCUCUCUUGCAGACUCGGUAAAUAACCCAUCAUCUCCACGAUUGCCCGGAUACCUUAGUCCAAAAUUUCCCCUUGAGCAUAGAGAGCCUAGGAAUCAAACCCCUGCGCCCCUCAUAUCUAAGCAAGAAGCUGAGCCCUCGAAGGAAACUCUCCUCUUAAAUUUAGAUACCCCACCGCUUCCUCAAGGUGAACCCGAGGGUCGAUCUUGGAUCUAUCAUGCUCUCUCAGAUGUAAAAGAGGAAACUGAGACUCGAAAUAUCCGCCCAUCUGCUCUGAGCCGCCUAAGCAGUUCCCCCAACCCACCUAGCCCCUCUGCUUCGCCUAGUCUUCCUGAAAGUCCGCAGAAAACGAUGCUGUUACGACGAGACUGGCUUGAGAAUUUAUGCUCCAAGGAGUUCAUUCCUGAAUCAAGAACCGACUCCCCGGUCUUGAAUGAAACUUCUAGAUAUCAUACCCGCCAUUAUAUGCCAAAUUACUCUAUGGAAGCCAAUGGAGACAGUCCAAACGACUCAUUCGUUCCACUGGAGUAUCAGUACAACUUUCAUCCAUCUCCCUCUCAAGUUCAUAGCACGCUUCCUCCACCUCAGCAUUGGGUCGCCUCUCAGGCACAUACCGAAGAUAUCGGUGAAGACAAGGGACCUGAAUCUCGACUUGCCGAUCAAGAGGAAAUAGAGCUUCAUUCUGUGAUGAAUCAGCAGGCUCCUGUCGGUGGCCAGAAAAGGAAGAGUGCGAUUGCAUUUCUGACAUACAUGGCCAAACAACCGAUGGUUGUUGCUCAAGCUGAUUCUUCAGAAACUUUGAACCGCGAUUCAAGCUCCAUGCCUACAGAGGACUCCGAAGGGGUCUCACCCUCAGACUCAGACUCAACGAGCCAUGCCAUGAAAUUUGAAACUAAAAUUGCACUGGAGAAGGAACGUCAGAAGAGGCUGCGUAUUGAACAGACCAAAUCCCUCUUCAGUCUCUGCAAACGGUUUCUUGAACCGGCUACCUAUUGCCCUGACAUCUUGAAGCUGGAAGUUCAGUUUGGACUAGCUCUGCUCCCCAGUGGACCAAGAAGCUUGAACUCUCAAAAGAUGAGCCUUCGAGGAUUGAAAGAAUUUUACUGCGACAGAGACGGACUCGGAGCUCCAGAACUGAGUUUUUUCAAUCGACUAACAACUUCACCUGCUGAUAUUGAUCAUAUCAUCAAUCUUGAAGUCACUGGCUCUCGUCUCUUUGAACAGGAGUCAUUCUACUCCAGAGUCAACUACGAGUUUCAUUGCGAAUCUGAAUUAUCGAAAUUCAUUAUCAUAGUGUCCGAGCAUGGAACGCACAAGUUGACUCGACCUGAUACCGUCCUUGGGACCGUCCACCUCAGCUUUCCCAGCCACAUAUGGGACGCCGCACUCACUUUGCGGAGUCAGGUGAAUGAAGUCCAAAGUCUUAGUGAAGAGACUACACAAGCAGUUCUAAAACUCGUGCAAAGUCUAUCUGUUGUGCCCGAUCGAACCCACUUACGUCUUUCAACUCGCACGCAUCCAGCCCUCAAAAUCAACAAAAUUCUCAUGAAACGAUCCACAGAACACCGACAUCUCCAAUCUAGGGAUGGCGAAGGCGCUGAAGAGGAUAUCUACCUUCAUAUCACCGAGACCCAAGAUCUCAUCAUAUCAGUACAUGACACCAACAGCGAAGUCAUUCGAGCGCAUUGUGGUCCACUGAAAGAAAUGGCGAAAGCAAACAAGCAAUGGUGGAGCGCAUCUCUCACAUCUCCGAUCUUGGAUACAGUUCUCAGAACGAACACGCAUAUUGAGCCGGGUGAACAGACUAAAGAAUGGACUCCAGCAGAUCUAUUUGGUGAUGAUACCAAAAAUCUGCCAAAACCUUUGGCUUCGACUUCUGACAAGACUGACUUGGACCCAAAUGCUCGUCCCAGUGACGUUGCUGCGUCUGUCGGCUCAGCUGGGAUCAGCAGUCUUGUUCGACUGGCCGAGACGGUCGUCAGUCAUAUUGACGUCGUUGGUGGGAACAAUAGUGGUCCAGGGGUGGCGAUGGCUAAUUCCUCAAACGCAGACAAGGCUCCCAAUGCUGGUGAUAAGCGGAGUGAGGGGACUGCUUCGGUAAACCCACUGCCUGCUGCGCCCAAGGUGGCAAGGAACUUCGGACGGAAGAGAGAAUGGUAG